Cyprinodon tularosa is the source of this 2917-nucleotide messenger RNA. It is a transcript of the gene gpm6aa, whose product is annotated as glycoprotein M6Aa. Gene Ontology annotation, biological process: neuron projection development. Gene Ontology annotation, cellular component: neuronal cell body; filopodium; axonal growth cone. Bases 359 to 1195 code for a protein of 278 amino acids. The record is from RefSeq and is a predicted model, not a curated record. The transcript has 7 exons. NCBI's taxonomy places the organism in Eukaryota, Metazoa, Chordata, Actinopteri, Cyprinodontiformes, Cyprinodontidae.
GCUUCCCUGCCUCCAAAGAGACCACCCUCUGCUCAGUCCAAGCCCCUUCCUCCUCCUGCUCCUCUCCCUCCACCAGGGACCAAGUAGGCUUUCAGCACUUGCCACAGCAGCUCACAAUGGACAGCACCACAAAGACUCAGUGAUUCCUUUGCAUCACCCAGACACUUGACAGAAACCAGCGCUGACAGCCAAUCUCAGCAUUCACAACAGACAUUGAGGCAGCGGGAAAUUGAUACAAGAGAAGGAAAGAGGAAGCUCUCUGUGGAUUAUUUCUAAUAUAAUUAAGAUUUUCAGCCUUCUGCCUAAGCAGGCUUUUUCUGAAGCAUAUAGUCAAUUUAUCUAAAACAGAAUAAGCACCAUGGAAGAAGAUCUGGAUGAGGGGCAAACCCAAAAAGGAUGCCUGGAGUGUUGCAUCAAAUGCCUGGGUGGCAUCCCAUAUCCAUCGCUGGUAGCCACCAUCCUGCUGUAUGCGGGUGUGGCUCUGUUCUGCGGCUGCGGGCAUGAAGCCCUGUCCGGCACCGUCACCAUCCUCCAAAACUACUUUGAGGUUGUGAGGAGCCCGGUGGACGCUUUGGAUGUCUUUACUAUGAUUGACAUAAUCAAAUAUGUGAUCUAUGGUAUUGCUUCGGCUUUCUUCGUCUACGGUAUCCUGCUGAUGGUGGAGGGGUUUUUCACCAGUGGAGCCAUUAAAGAUCUGUAUGGAGACUUCAAGAUCACCACCUGCGGUCGCUGUGUCAGCGCCUGGUUCAUCAUGCUGACUUACAUCUUCAUGCUGGCCUGGCUUGGAGUGACAGCCUUCACCUCCAUACCUGUCUUCAUUUAUUUCAACAUCUGGAAUAUCUGUCAAAAUGCUACUGUGCUGGAAGGGGCCUCGCUUUGCCUCGACCCUCGGCAAUAUGGCAUUGUCCCACUUCUUGAGGCCAAAACUGUGUGUGCCGGAUCAGAGAAAUUCUACAAAAUGUGUGAAUCCCCUGAGCUGGACAUGACGUUCCACCUGUUCAUCUGUGCCCUCGCUGGAGCAGGAGCUGCUGUCAUUGCAAUGAUCCACUACCUGAUGGUGCUCUCUGCCAACUGGGCCUACGUAAAGGAUGCCUGCCGCAUGCAGAAGUACGAGGACAUCAAGUCCAAAGAGGAGCAGGAGCUUCACGACAUCCACUCCACUCGCUCCAAGGAGCGUCUCAAUGCGUACACAUAAAGUCCAGUGCGAGGCCUUGCCCUGCCACUCCGGCCUCUCUCCCCUCUGUCUCUCCUCUUGCUUUCUAUCUGUCUCUCUAUACCAUCCCCUCCUGAGGGGGGGCGGAUGGCGCCUAGGGCCCUCGGCACUGCUGAUGUAACUGGUGCGUCAUGUGACAAUGUGGUCUGGGGGGGCUUCACACAGAGCUCCUUCGUCACAAGCAGCAUUUUAAAUGAAAAAGAAAGCCCCUUUACCUCUCUUGUGGAUGGGUUUUUACAAUUAUCAUUAUGGCAGUUGUAUUAUUGUUCAAUCAUGUUGUUUAGUUUAGUGCUGAUUGUAGUUUUAGUGUAGCUUGUAGAAUCAGAGUUAGCAGUAAUAUUUCAUCUUUUUUAAGUUUUAUUAUGAUCUGUGUAUAAAUCUUUUUUUAUUCAGCAAUGAGUACCGUAUGACUCAAUUUCAUAAUUUAUUUCUUUUUAUUGAUUUCUGAGGGGGUCAAGUGGGGCUUUAAAGGGUCUAAAGCACAUUUCUCAUGUUUGGUUUGGUGUGUGUGAAGAUUUCAUGUGUAAGAGUGUUUUAAAUGAAUGAGUGCUUAGUUUUUUGGAAAUAUUUUUCAUCCCACAGCUAUAAAUAAUCCCAAUCUCCUGCCAGUAUUUCCAGGGAUUAAUACAUUUUUGCAAAAUAAAUUCAGUUAGUUUCAUUUUUUGUAUAAAAUAGUUAAAAAAUUUGACAUGUAUCACCAAAAUCAAUGUAAAAAAAAUAUAUCUGCUAAACAGCAAUUAUUGAAUUAUUACAAAUUUCCAAUCAGAAGUGAGACAAGUUAACACUUAAUCACUUAAUUGAAGGCUGUUAGCUUGUCAUUUCCUCUAUUUUGAGAAAACAUAACUUUAUAAUUACUAUGAUUACUCUUAAAGGAAAGCUUUGUGUACUGUUACAUCCGUGCUUAUCUUUAUAUUUUUGCACUUAUGUUUAAAAUCAGUCUGAAAUGUAUUCAAUCUGAAAUAAAAUCAAGAAGGUCGGAUGCGGGGAAGUCCCGUCGCAGCGUUGCCCCUUGGAGGGAUUAUAGGGUGUGAUUAACAGGUUUUAUUUUUCUGUCUUCAUGUGUGUGUUCAUGGCAGUGACUGUGUUGCCUACACGUUUUGCCAUACGGCUACAGAGAUGGCCCUUCACUUUAUUGCUUGCUCAUGUUUUUUUAAAUCAGCUUCUCUCAAAUCCCUCCUUCAUGCACUGACUUGACUUUUUCUGUGCUCUUUCUUGAUGUAAUCGCUUUGCUGUUCAACAGAAAGUGGGAUAACUGUAACAUUAGUAAAGACUGUGAAUUUAUUGUAGAUGUUUUUGUGCAUGGAGAUUCAUUAAUAUAGUCUAAUCUGACACAGAAGUUUAUUUCCCUCUUUAUUUUUGUAAUUUAGAUUGUCUUACUGAAUGAACCCUUUGUUUAUACGUGCAGUAAUGAACCACCCACGCUUUUUAUCCUUCUGAUAGACUGUAGACUUUCAGUUGUAUCUAUUUCGUACCUUUCAACCAUGUCUUAAAGCUGAUUCUUGUACCAACAUGAUUUUGAAAUGAUGAAAUGCUUUCAGCUUCUGCCUCAUAUUGUUUUUUUUUUUUUUGUACUUUCACAGCUUAAUUUCAGGCUAUAAAGGAAAUCUGUUUUGUACAUUCAUGUGCCAACAGUUUAAAGUGGCUAAUUUGACCUGUACGAUCAAAUUUGCUUGCAUUAAUAAAGUUCACUCAUGUUCUUGUUAA